AUGCAAGGAAGAAGGCUCCAGCCGCCAAAGGCGCAGAAGAGCGUUCCCUCAGUUGCAAGGUGGCUCUGCGACAGAGCUGCGGCAACCUUGCCGAGCUGCGGAUCAUCGCCAAAGGCGUUGAAGCCCGUAGUCAACUUGCUUGGCGCAUCUGCUGGGGCGCGAGGGCGGAAGGUGCAUUGCGGGCGUCUGCACCGCAUCUUACCGCUGGCGAAAGAGGAAGAGACCUUCGAGGAUUUUGAGGAGCUGGAAUCCUUCAUGGAAGCCACGCUGGAUUCCGAGCUGCCUCAUGCGUCUGCCACUCGAGGAGGACAAAUCUUGGACCAGUUUGCGCAUGGAGCCAUAAUUGGCCCUGGCAGUGUCUUCAGCCACACUACUGCAAGCGCCAUCCCUGUGGGCCUCCACCCGUUCACGGACGAGCAGCAAGCUGUCGAUGCAGAUGAUGAGCAUGAGCCAGCAUUUGACCUCCCCUUUGCCGGUGACAAGGCCCAAGGGAGGCGCAUCCACUUCUUCCGCGUGAGCCGGUGGCAACCUGAGAUAUCCUGCGUGAUUUCCGCACGAAGUGCGCUAAGUCCUCCUAGCGCGCGACAGACCUGGUCUGGACCAUGGAUCAACAGGCUACCGGAUCGGAAGUGGCACCUCCGACAAGCUUCCGUCAGCGCAUCUCUUGCGAACACAGCCUAUUUGGGAAGAGAGGUCGUCAACUGGGAGCAGCUCGACCACGUACGUGAAGGAGCACAAGCCUCCGCCAGCCAUGGGAGAAGAACCCUUUCCAGCUCUACAGAAUACCUGUACUUUCCAGGAUGGGGUCUUGAUGAUGAUUAUGCCUCGACGCUCUUCAGACAGAUCAAGCUCUCCAACCUGCGCCAUAUCAACCUGACCGACAACCGCCUCACAGAUUGCUGGAUCAAUUUCCUGCUGGAGGUUGCAGAAGAUCAGCCUCCUGUUGCUCUGCAGAGCUUGCACUUGGCCAAGAAUCGCCUGGGACACAUGGGAGGCAUGGCGCUGGCCAAUCUACUUGAGGGCACCAAAAGCUGCUGUUUGCAGCAGCUGGAUGUCGCUGAGAACGACCUUGGUGACGUAUCCGUGGUGAAGCUCUGCAACGCGUUGCGCAGGGCUUGCAAGACCAGCUUGAUUGGCCUUCGCCUGGCAAAGAAUUCGCUGGGUACCUCCAAGACUCUGGGAAUGGCGAUCGGGUCUCUCAUCGCCAAUGCUGCCAACAUCCAAGCCCUGGACUUGCAUUGGAACAAGAUCCAGGGAGCUGAUGCGACGCACAUCUUCAAAGGCUUUCGGAAUAACAGCCUGCGUCUCAAGGGGCAACUCUCCAGAGUAAAUCUGGCCUGGAACUGCAUUGGCCUCCGAUGCCGGGAAGAUGCCAUGCUGUGCCAAUGUGACCUUUGCAGCAACUGCAGCUCAGCUGUUCAGGCUUUGGCAGGAGUUUUCUCUGAUUGUGAGACCUUAUUCCACCUGGACCUCUCCUACAACUGCCUGUCGGCUGGCGAUUGUGCUACGUUGGCAGAAGGGCUUUCUUCCAACCGCAGCCUCUACGGCCUGCAUAUGACUGGCAACGCAGCUUUUGUUGACGACAUUGGGCUUCUUUGGCCGCGACUGGUCAGCGAAUCCAGCAAGCUCCAGGACCUCGUUCAGCGGGAACGUACCCGACGAUGCUUGGAUGAUUGCGUUCGCAACAUGCCACGCAACCUCUCUGUGGACCGCAUGGGCCGCUUUGCAGAGGAGCUCAAGCUAGUGUACGAACCUGUCAGCCCGUCGCUACGGAGAGUGGAGAAAGCUGAUGCAUUUUCUGAGGGUGAUCUCAGCUGGGAAAAGGCCUGGCUCGGGGUCCAUGCGAAGGUCCAGUCGGCACCUGCUUUCGUCCAAGAAAGUGAGGAGGUCAGUGCAAACGAGCGCUGCUGCUGGAUCUGUGAAAACUGGGUGAUGCAAGAGGUUUGCUACAUACCAGGCUGGUCUGGGUCAGAGAAAGUGCUGGAUGACAAUCUCAACAUUUUUGUCUAUUUCAGCGUGGACAACUUUACCAGGCCUACGAGACUCAGCAAGACCUUGCAGCGGUACUACCCACGAGAUUUUGAUCUCACAUGCUGGCACUCGAGCCCUGCGGGAAAUAGGCACGUCAAGAAGGCUCUUGAAGCUGCGCUGGACCCUGAGGAGGAUCGGCAACCCUUUGUGGUUGAUGGAAAUGUCGUGUGCUUUUGUGGCGUCCGCAUGCUGCCUCCCAGCUACGAUCGCAUCCAGGUCAUCUUCCAGGUGAACGAUGCUGCUGUUUCUGCUGACCACUUAGCGAAAGUGACGCUGACAGAUGCAGUUCACUUAUCUCUGCAUUGUGACGGCCGCACCAACAUCAAGGAGCCCUUGCCAGCAAUUCCGACAUUGCUGGAUCUCCCGCCAGUGGAAGUCCGCGAGGCCAACGUCAUAGAUGUCGAGAGACAAGCGCGGGCACUGUUUGAGCAAGGUGACAUGGAUGCUCUCUGCUUGAGCGAGGAUUUGCGUCUUCGAGCAGCCCCAGUCCCGCCUCGUUCUCUGCAACAGAGUCACAAGAAGCCUGAGUGGAGCUUCAAGAAGUCCAUCUUCAAGGAUUACCAUGGGGACUCGGAUGCAACUGUCCGGGCCUGUUUCGAGCAUGACUAUGCGCUGACCAGGCUUGACAGGUUUUGGAAGAAGCAUUUGAAGGGCGAGGAGCGCCGGGCGGAGCUGAGCAAAGUUGAAGCCUUCUUGUCAUCGGUGUACAGUGGUAUUAUUGCAGCAUAUAAUGCCACGUCCAUUAUGGACUGCUCUUCAAGUCGGCAGAGUUGCAGCUUGUCGCUGGCGGCCUUCUCGCAAAUGCUGAUUUCCCAGCCAUCUGAUGACAGGACUCCGGAAGUAUCAACACCCCGUGCACGGCGAACCACGACCCCGUCCGAUGGAAUGACAAAGACGAGAUCUCGAAGCAAACAGGCUUCUGGAGAAAUCUUGAAGAUGCGAAUGACCAUAACGGCAAGUUUAGAUGAUGCCCACCCUGUGAAUAGAGGAUUGCCAUUUGCCAAAGCCGAUGCCUUGUAUACAGCGGUGCUUGUCGAUCUGGACCACCUCAAUCUGGCGACGCUGUCGGGGUUGCCUUCUGAUGGCCUGGCUCGCUUCCAGUUUCUGGAGGUGUUGGUUUGUUGUGCAAUGGCCUGUGCCAACGGCCUUCCACCUCUGCAAGCUCUCCGCAGUUUCCUGUCAUGCCUUGACCUUGGCAAGCAAGAGCUGGUCGCAAGGCGAGAGUUGCAUGAGUCGCUUUUCACCGAAGACUCGUGCCAAAUCCUGCGGCGCAGCAUGAAAUCUCUGCAGGAAGUGUACCAUAUCUAUCAGAAGCGUCUGCGAAUAACGACUGGCGUCGAGGCUAGCAUGAUGUCUUACAGCGCAUGGCUUCUAUUUCUGCAAGACUGCAAGAUACCCUAUCUCGCUUCAGAAGAUUAUCGCAUGGCAUUCGUCCUUGGGAAGGAGCUUUGCCCUGAUCAGCACACGAACCUCAGACACAUGGCCCUCAGCUGGUCUGAGUUCUUGGUGGCAGUGGCUGCGGCAGUGCAGCUUUCGGGCCCGUUUCCGGCCGCGGAGUUGGCGGAUCGGUUGCUCGACUUCCUGGUUGAUGAUCUCCCGGAGGCCGUUCGAUGUGGCCGAGCGGCAGAGUUUGCUGAAGCUGGUGAAGUUGCUGCUUCGCUGGGCAGCAGCGACGCAAAGGAAGUGCAGCUGGUAGCGUUGGUAAGUCGCGCGUUCCAUGAAGCUGACGAAGAUGGCUCUGGACUUCUCUCGGUGCGCGAGUUUUCAGAGGCCUUGCACCAGCCUCGCACGCAGACAUCUUUGGAGGAGUUGGGUGUGCUAGUUGGUGAUGUGAAGCUCCUAUUCUUGCGUCUGGACGCUGACGACUCAGGCAGCAUAUCCCUUAAAGAGUUCGUUGACGGUCUCUUGCGGCUGCGUGGCGAGAUGCAGCUGCUGGAAAAGGGUGUCCGAGAGAUGCGCAAGGCCUUCUUCAAGAUUGAAACCAAGAGCGGUUCGAAGACUGGCAUUACCAAGGAGCAAUUCCUUGAGUAUAUUCGUAUACCAGCGAAUGCGGAUGCGCUGAAGGGAGCCGGGAUCCAGGUUGGCGACAUCAAUGAUCUGUGGCAGGCAGCGCAGCAGGCAUUCUCUCGCGAUGCCCAAGCUGUGGAUCUUUCUGCAGAAGCAUUGGUAGCUGGAUACCUGGACCUCAACUUGGAGAAGGGUCGCAUCAUUCGGGCAAUGAACUUCCUCAACUCGCUCCUCAGCAGAAUAACUGCAGCAUACUGCUAA
Symbiodinium pilosum is the source of this 4299-nucleotide messenger RNA. NCBI's taxonomy places the organism in Eukaryota, Dinophyceae, Suessiales, Symbiodiniaceae. The record is from the annotation of a GenBank genome assembly.